Lampris incognitus (smalleye Pacific opah) is the source of this 2782-nucleotide messenger RNA. RefSeq names its product claudin 11a (gene cldn11a). Bases 219 to 872 code for a protein of 217 amino acids. Gene Ontology annotation, cellular component: plasma membrane; bicellular tight junction. The record is from RefSeq and is a predicted model, not a curated record. Gene Ontology annotation, molecular function: structural molecule activity. Lineage: Eukaryota; Metazoa; Chordata; Actinopteri; Lampriformes; Lampridae. The transcript is spliced from 3 exons. Gene Ontology annotation, biological process: cell adhesion; bicellular tight junction assembly.
CGCAGCCCGCCCCAUGGACCUAUCCAGCUGAGAGGGGGGAUAACCAGAGGUUGCACUGGAUUAAUUUGGUGGAAUAUUAAUUCUCACACCCCAGUUCCCAUACGGUGUUUGGUCGCCUCGUCGAAAGCCAGUCCAUCUUAUCCCGUCCUGAGCUUGGGUUGUGCGGUCUGUAACGGUUUUACACCUGGGGACUCCUGGUUUUACGCAGCGCCCGCGCCAUGGCAAACUCCUGCAUCCAACUGAGCGGCUUCCUCAUCAGCUGUAUCGGCUGGGUGGGCAUCGUGAUCGCGACGGCCACCAACGACUGGGUGACGAUGUGCAAAUACGGUUUGAACACCUGUAAAAAGAUGGACGAUUUGGGAGCCAAGGGGCCAUGGGCCGAGUGUGUCAUCUCCACUGCUCUGUACCACUGCGUGUCUUUCACUCAGAUACUGGACCUGCCAGCAUACAUCCAGACGACUCGCGCUCUGAUGAUCACGGGUUCGAUCCUGGGCCUCCCGGCUGUCCUACUGGUCCUGAUGUCCAUGCCCUGCAUCAGCCUGGGAGACGAGCCGCAGAGCUCCAAGAACAAACGCUCCGUCCUGGGAGGGGUUCUCAUACUCAUAGUCGCUCUGUGUGGCAUCGUUUCCACGGUGUGGUUCCCCAUCGGAGCCCACCAGGAUCAAGGCCUCAUGUCCUUCGGCUUCUCCCUGUACUCCGGCUGGGUCGGCUCUGUCUUUUCCCUGCUUGGGGGAGCCAUGAUCACCUGCUGCUCCUCGGAGUCCUCCUCCCGCUCCUACCAGGACAACAACCGCUUCUACUACUCCAAACAAGGAGGGGGCAACCCGCCGGCUGCCUCCUCAACCAACCACGCCAAGAGCGCCCACGUCUGAGACGGGUGGGUAGGGCUCAGACGAGAGAACGGGGAGAGGUUUUGGGGACUGUUUUAGUCGUAUGGAUGAGGAGAAAUGCUGAUAAAUAACUUUUGACAUGCACAUUAUGCUAGCACAAGAAAUCACACAUAUAUGUACACCGAAACCACCGCUGCCACAUGAGUGCAAAUGGCAACUUAUACAGAGACUGAUGGAACAUGAACACACAUACAUUUAUACAAACACACACAAACGCACACAUCAUGUACAGUUUUUACGUGUAGAAUAAACAACAAUUCAUAAUUGUGAAACCAAAGGGAUGUACAUGCGCGCACACACACACACACACACAUACAGAGAGAGCUCAAUGACUGUGUUGGUGGGAGCUCUGCUUGGAUGGUUUCUGUAUGACAGAGCUCGCCUGCCAGUCUCCUGUGGGGGGCGUUGCCUGGUCUCCCUCUCCCACACCACCUUACAGGUGCAGGCAGAAAACCCAGAGUCCUGGUCGCCGUGCCUAUCUAGCCAUACGGACUGAGCUACCGAUCUUACAUUUUACUUCUAUUUUUUUAUUUUCAUUAGCUGAAAUCUUUGAGUAUUUUGGUUAAUAAAGAUGUGCUUUUUUAAUACAACCCCAUGCUCUCUCUUUUUGUUUUGUUUGAUAUGCACAGUGUAAUGUUUUGUACUGACAGUAUUAUAUAGCCAUUAAAUCACGUUUCCCCACCCCGCCACUGGAGUGGUGGGCCAGUUAACCCACUCCUUCAAGCCGGGGAGGGCUGCACACUACCACAUGUCUCCUCCUAUACAUGUGGAGUCGCCAGCCGCUUCUUUUCACCUGACAGUGAGGAGUUUCACCGGGGGAAGUAGCGCGUGGGAGGAUCACGCUAUUCCCCCCAGUCCCCCCGAACAGGCGGCCCGACCAACAACCAGAGGAGGCGCUAGUGCAGCGACCGGGACACAUACCCACAUCCGGCUUCCCACCUGCUGACAAAGCCAGUUGUGUCUGUAGGGAUGCCUGACCAAGCCGGAGGUAACACGGGGGAUUCGAACCGGCGAUCCCCGUGUUGGUAGGCAAUGUAAUAGACCGUCACGCCACCUGGACGCCCCCGGAGUGGCAAAGUUAAUAAAAAAGUAGCACUGUUUUUCCCCAUCAGUUGCCAAAGGACUCUAGGAUCACUCGAGACCCCGUCUCUCACAGGACCGUGGACUAUAUCUGGAAGACAGAGCUACAGGGCACAUCUUAGCAAACAGCCUCCUACUGUUUGUUGGCACCGGCUUUUUAUGGCAUACACUUGAAAUUAGCAUCGUUGGCAGGUCGUUAGGGAGCUGGGGCAUGAUGGAUCUCAUUAAGACUCUAAAUAUGCCUUCUGACUUAGCCGGCCCGUGUCAGUAGUUAUGAAGCCUGAGAGUUUUGGACACAGCCAUUAACAGGAGCCCUGCGAGCUGCGGGGGGGGGGGGGUCAACAUUCAUUUUUAGCUUCUUCUACAUGUGAUGGGGAUUUUCCAUCAUCCGGGAUCACGUUGACUCAUAACACGCCUUCCGUAACUGGUGUAUGUUUUGAAGUUCGAUAUCAACGUUUGCUAUGAAAACCAUGCUAUCUUGUUACAUUUGAGUCACACUGUAUGGGUCCAUUUUUAUGUUGUGAGGAAAACCCAAGCUUGACCUUCAUUUGGAGUUGCUGAUAGCACGGGCCGCGUUGCUGAAAUGCAAAAUUUCCCAAAUUGUUUAUUCAGGUGGAGGAAACAUAAAAUUACGAGCACCUUUAAAACCUCCUCUGGACGGAAACCCGCCGAGUAUCUGGAAACCAUGCUCAACGCAGAAGGAACCAGAACUUUCAAACCCACACCAAGCGCCACCGUCAGAGCCCCGCCCACCGCAGGGGUCGCUAAUGUUAUUUAUUGUGAUACGGCUUGAUUUUCUGUAAUAAAGGCAA